AUGCAAAAGCUUAAAAAUUCGACAUUUGAAGCAUUAUGCUUUGGUUUGGUUAAGAAAAAAGUCUUCCAACAUUGUAACUUGCAAGAAGAAAUGUCUCAUGUUGCGGCCCAUUUCAGACUUAUCCAUAAAGGAAGAAACUCUAGGGAUCCAAAAACAGCGCAAGUCACAUCGCACUUAGAACGUGCAUAG
Clunio marinus is the source of this 189-nucleotide messenger RNA. NCBI's taxonomy places the organism in Eukaryota, Metazoa, Arthropoda, Insecta, Diptera, Chironomidae. The record is from the annotation of a GenBank genome assembly.